AGAGGGAACAUUUGUGGUGCUAGAAGAAUCGAAAGUGUGUUUUGCUGAACCUGUAAACUGGUGCAAACUGGGCCAAGGGGUUUUACUCAGUACUGCGUGAUGGCAAGGAAAAAAAGCAAACAACAAGGAGUCGGACAUAAGGAUGGGGUAGCUGGUCAGCAAAGCAUAUCGAAGAGCCCCGUCUCUCCCGGCGAUGCAGCUGGCGGUGGUGGCGGAGAUGCUGGGUUGGAUAGACUGGCUAGGGCGAAUCAGUCCAUGCAUACCUGCUGUUUGCUGUGUCAUCGGGAGUUUAAGGACUGGGGAGCAGGUCAGGUCAAUGGGCUUCCCAGCCACGGGUCCAAACUGGUGGAUGCAGUGCCUGCCCUGUCCCAGGCUCUGCUGAGAGAGGUGCCAGGUCGUAAGCUAGCAGACGCCGUGCCCUCGCUCUCACAGUCACUGCUGGGCGAGGUGCCGCUGUGGAUCUGUCAGAGCUGUAAGAAAAGUAUGGAGGAGGAGGACAGGAGGACAGCGCAGGAGCAGAACACACAGGUACCCUUGUCACACUCCUCAUGUAAAUCACAGAACUGUGGGAAUGGUUACCCUGAACAGAGUUCGGUGGACUGGGACCCCAGCUCUUUCUUGUCCGCACGCAAGCUUUCCGGCUUGUGGAACUCGGCCCACACCAAUGGGAGUGCACAUUGUGCUCACAGUGCUGCCUCCCACUCACAACAAGGUGGAACAGUGGGACCAAUGUGUCAUGAGAAGAGACCCUCUCAUGAGGCACCUGGGAAGGCUGCUAAGACAUCUGCAAGCAAGGUCUGUCCCUACAGUCAUCCAGCAUCCCAGAAUUCCAGCGCGACAUCUCCAGGGACUCCACUGUCUACCUCCUCAGAUCAUUGUAAGACCACCCCAAAGCACUUCAAGACAAUGUGCAGGCGACCAACACCGCCAGGUGAAGCUUUCCACCCAAAUGACCACCACCAACACUCAGAUCUAUCAGUGCCACCAAACAGUCCCACUGGUCUGUCCUCCCAGCAUUCCUCUCUGCUGCCACCUAAACAAACCUCCAGUCAGCACGUUCAUGGCAACUCACCUAACUCUGGGCUGGCAACGCAUACCCCUUUUUCCCCACUGGUACCAAACCUCCAUGUUCCUGGGUCCAAACACCAGAGUGGACCAGACAGUCCUGCUGCUCUUCACAAACCCAGCGCGUGCAAGAACAACCACAUUCCUGCUGUCAAUACACAACACAGUAAACUGAGUGCAUCGCUCAUGGCCUGUAACCACCCCUGCAAUGGACACAAUAGUGGGACUGUUACCUCCUCUAAUUCUGGGCACUUAACAUCUGGUGCAUGCAGGGACCAGGCUUGUAAAGGGCACAAACUAGCCAAUGGGACGUUGUGUCACGCUUCAAGUGAGCUGGAGGAGGGGGAAGAUGAGGACAGCAGCUCAGAACGCAGUUCUUGCGCUUCCUCAUCCACCAAUCAGAAAGAUGGAAAAUACUGCGAUUGCUGCUACUGCGAGUUCUUCGGCCAUAAUGCGCCCCCAGCAGCCCCCACCAGUCGGAAUUACGCUGAGAUCCGAGAGAAGCUGCGUUCCAGGCUGACCCGGCGUAAAGAGGAGCUCCCACAGCGUCAGGACUUGGACCCAGCCAUGCCCAGCACCAUCGACCACAGGGAUGUGGAUGAGCUUCUGGACUUCAUCAAUAGCACAGAACCCAAACCCGUUAACAGUGCCAAGGCUGCUAAACGUGCACGCCACAAGCAGAAGAAAAAGGAGAAGGAGAGGGCCCAGCAGAACAAUGUAGAACCUGCCACCAGUGAUCCCAGAGCUUCACCUCCAGAGCCCAUGGAGGAGUCGACUACAGAGGGAGAGGCCAGUCGACUUCUGGAGUGGCCACAGCUGGAGCUGGAGCGGGUCAACAGCUUCCUCACCAGUCGACUGGAAGAGAUAAAGAACACCAUCAAAGACUCCAUCCGUGCCUCUUUCAGCAUGUACGACCUCAACCUGGAUGUAAAUGACUUCCCCAAAAAGGCUGCCACCCUCGAGGGGAACCACCUACUGUCACACCUCAAUGGCUCCUCAGACUUUCAGCAAAUCGACCUGGACCUAGCUCCUCUGUCCUUGAGGAACUUCAAGAGAGACCUGGAACUGGUCAACGGUUGGGAGGAUUCCACAGCUGCAGCUAAGGAUAUCCAACGUCUCCAUUCCACGCCCAGCCUCUCUAAACUCAUUCGCGUGCGUUCGCCUGAAAGGUGCCCUGCUCCUUGCACUGAGACCACCCAGCCAACCACAACCCCAGCAGCAAAAUCCAAGGAUGAGGCUCCUGAUGCUAAGAACGCCACUGGAGCUGGUGCCAAGACAAAGAAAGGCAAGAAGCAACAACGGCAGCAGGACCAACAGAUCCAGGAGCAGACGUCAGCAAAGUCUGGCAAAACUGUACCUGGAAAUGAAACACAGAAAUCCCUGGAAACCAGGGUAGCUGAUUCAGACAAAGGCCUCAAAGGAGGAUCUAAACAGCCUCCGCAGGGACAGCAUCCGACAGAACCUCAAAGGACGGGGAAUAAGAAAACUGACGAGUCCAAGGCACCCAAACAGGCCAACGGAGCAACAGGCAAUGCCUCUAAUUCUGGGACUGCUACACAGAAAGGUAAAACUGACGCUGACACACGGGGGAACAGGCCUGAGCAUGAGGUGGAGUCUAAGGCCAUUUCCAGCACUCCAGCAAACUCACAGCAACAGCCUAAGGGGAAGAAUAAGAAGAACAAAAAUAAAGCGGAUAAAUCUAGCAAUACAAUAGAUGACGUGUUCCUCCCCAAAGACUUGGACCCUACGGAAAUGGAUGAGAUCGAUCGUGAGGUUGAGUAUUUCAAGAGGUUCUGCCUUGAUUCUGCAAAACAAACCCGUCAGAAAGUGGCUGUUAACUGGUCUAAUUUCAGCCUCAAAAAGAUGCCCUCAAAUGCCGCUCAGUAACAGAUGGACGGAUCGAUGAUUUUAAACUGACUCCCCAAUUUCCCAACAUGACUGUACUAAAGACACCAGAUUGGCCUGAGCUCUGUUUCCGUUCCCUCUUUUUCCGUGUCUAAACCGAGGACCACACAGAUCUGAUGUAUCUUCUAUCGACAAAAUUGUAAUUGUUGCAAAGGACCUUACACAAGCCCAACUC
Messenger RNA from Chanos chanos (milkfish), 3145 nucleotides. RefSeq names its product family with sequence similarity 193 member B (gene fam193b). Bases 100 to 2952 code for a protein of 950 amino acids. Lineage: Eukaryota; Metazoa; Chordata; Actinopteri; Gonorynchiformes; Chanidae. Gene Ontology annotation, cellular component: cytoplasm; nucleus. The transcript is spliced from 10 exons. The record is from RefSeq and is a predicted model, not a curated record.